AUGCAGUAUUCUAUCCUCCUCUCGGCCACCUACGGACUGUUGCUGAGCCAUAUGGCCACCUCUGCCCCGACAGCCAAGCCGGUGACCCUUCGCGUCAGGUCAGAGGACUUUCAUGCUCUUCGGGAAAGAGCAGGCAAUGAGGCCACGGCGCUGUAUGGCUAUAUAGUCGCCGACACCGAGCUUGAUGACAAAGAGAAGCGCGAUGACGAGGCCACGGCGCUAUAUGCGUACAUUGCGGCCGACUCGGAGCUGGACAGGAAACGCGAUGACAAGGCCACUGCAUUGUAUGCAUACAUUGCAGCUGACAGCGAGUAA
Messenger RNA from Aspergillus niger, 315 nucleotides. RefSeq lists its product as hypothetical. The transcript is spliced from 2 exons. Bases 1 to 315 code for a protein of 104 amino acids. NCBI's taxonomy places the organism in Eukaryota, Fungi, Ascomycota, Eurotiomycetes, Eurotiales, Aspergillaceae. The record is from RefSeq and is a predicted model, not a curated record.